This is a messenger RNA of Plectropomus leopardus (leopard coralgrouper), 2012 nucleotides long. RefSeq names its product cysteine-rich protein 2 (gene crip2). NCBI's taxonomy places the organism in Eukaryota, Metazoa, Chordata, Actinopteri, Perciformes, Serranidae. The record is from RefSeq and is a predicted model, not a curated record.
GCGGCGGCUGUAAGCGGAGCGCGGACCGGCAGGCAGGGACACUUGCUGCAGAGACAAGAGGCAGAGACAGUGGACACCGCUCCGGACAAACAACACAGAUCACUUUCACUCGACCCACAACAUCCGCUUCAAUAUGGCCUCAAAGUGCCCCAAGUGUGACAAGACGGUGUAUUUCGCUGAAAAGGUGUCAUCACUGGGAAAGGACUGGCACAAGUUGUGUCUUAAGUGUGACCGAUGCAACAAGCUCCUGAAUGCUGGAGGCCACGCUGAGCACGAUGGACGGCCCUACUGCCACAAACCGUGCUACGCUGCCCUCUUUGGGCCAAAAGGUGUGAAUAUCGGUGGAGCCGGCUCUUAUGUGUAUGACACUCCAGCCAACAACAACCCAUCUCCCACUACUGUGGAUUCGGCCCCCAAAGCUGAAGAGAAGCGAGUGUUCGCCCCCAAGCCAGCAUCAAAAGCUGGCAGCAUCACCACCUUUUCUGGCGAGGCCAAUCUGUGUCCCCGGUGCAACAAGAAGGUGUAUUUUGCUGAGAAGGUGACGUCACUGGGGAAAGACUGGCAUCGACCCUGUCUGCGCUGUGAGAGGUGCAGCAAGACUCUGGCUCCUGGCAGCCACGCAGAGCAUGACGGCCAGCCCUACUGCCACAAACCAUGCUAUGCUGUUCUCUUCGGGCCCAAAGGCGUGAACACUGGUGGUGUUGGCAGCUACAUCUAUGACAAGGAGCCCAGUGCAGUGACCCAGCCUUGAACCUUUUCUCCCCUCAGCUUCAACCCUCUUCUCUACACAACACUGACCAUCAACCACAGUAUUAUUUGUAGCCUUAUUUCUCCUUUUUCCACCUGUGCGUUCAUACCUGAGACAACCAGAUCCUUUUCUCCUUUUCUCUGAUCCACUCCCAGCUCAUUUAGCACCAUGAGGAAUAUAAAUAAUUGCCUAGACGUGUUUAUAUGUGUAUUUGCUCCAGGAGAGCCAAGUCCAGCAUUCCCACAGAAUAAUACGACCAUUUUUGCACAUUUAUAUGAGAACACAUUAAAUGUCACCAUAGUCUAAAGUAUGAAGGUCUUAUAUUUCUAUUAUGUACCCUGGAACCAGUGUGAUUAAGGAUGUCUGUUUUUGAGAUGUGGAGAGUGAUUCUCAGGUGUGUAAAAGUGCAUUGUGGGUCGUGUUGACAGCCAGAGGAAUGUGACCUCGGAGGCUGCUGCACGCACAGGUGGUGCUCAGGAGCACGUUGCCAAUAAAUCUGUAUUUUACAUUUGCCAUAUUUGCAUUUUGGCUGCCUGACAACAUUCCUUAGGUAAAAAAAAAAAUAAAAAAUUAGUUUUGAAAAAGUCCCGACAUUGUAAAAAGAUGGGAAAGUGGAUCUCUCAGGCGACUGUUACAAGAUUUUCACAUCCAUGAGGCUGUAUUAAGUCAAUAUAAGUUUAUUCUACUUUUGAGCAUAUGUUAAUUACUUGUUUAAUGUCAAAAUCUGGAUUGUGCUAAUAAAUAAUGUCUAUUUUUAAAAAAAAGCUAGAAUGUGGGUGAAGUUUUGCAAAGGGAGGGCUAUGAUUAGAAACAUGUAUUUAUUGCUUGAAAUCACGUCCUUUAAAUUUAAUUAGCCGUUGUACUACUACCCUUUUAUGGGACUGAUCAUGAAGGAGGUCAAACUGACGAAAAAAGGCGAUGUAAGCUGUAUAAAUCUCUAUGAUCAAGAUUUUUUAUUGUUAAUUUCAAAUAAAUAACCCUGCUGUUAUUUUCCAAGAGAUGACGCGCUAUUUGAAGUAUUUUUUUUUUUGCCAUUAGCAGAAACAGUAGCUUAGCUCGUAGAAACACUACAGACAAGUCAUUCUGUCAGAAUGUGCAUCCUUAGUAUUACUGUACGACUGUUACUGUGUUUGUUUGAUACCUGUUGUACAUCGUAGGGCUUCAUAGACACUGCAGGGCUCACUUGUUUGUAGAACUGAAAGGCUGCACUUUAGCCCCGCUGCAUUCGUCUUUUUAAUCCCUCAAAUAAAUAUUUCAGAAACUC